Messenger RNA from Camelus dromedarius (Arabian camel), 1096 nucleotides. It is a transcript of the gene MRPS17, whose product is annotated as mitochondrial ribosomal protein S17. Bases 173 to 565 code for a protein of 130 amino acids. Gene Ontology annotation, biological process: mitochondrial translation. The transcript has 3 exons. Gene Ontology annotation, molecular function: structural constituent of ribosome. The record is from RefSeq and is a predicted model, not a curated record. Gene Ontology annotation, cellular component: ribosome; mitochondrial small ribosomal subunit. Lineage: Eukaryota; Metazoa; Chordata; Mammalia; Artiodactyla; Camelidae.
GCGACGUGACGCCAUCUCGCUCCGGUCGGCGCUCCGCAGGCGGCGCUCCCGGAACUGUGGAGUCCAGAGGUGACCGCAGGCCGCGAGCCGCUGCUGCCCGGGUGGAAUCCGGGGCGAGAAGCGCCGCCGCGUGGGAGACCUCCAGGCGAGUUGAGGUGACCAAAGCCACAUAAUGUCAGUAGUUCGUUCAUACGUCCAUGCCAAAUGGAUCGUGGGGAAGGUGAUUGGGACAGCAAUGCAAAAAACUGCUAAAGUGAGAGUGACCAGACUUGUUCUGGAUCCCUAUUUAUUAAAGUAUUAUAAUAAGCGAAAAACCUACUUUGCUCACGAUGCUCUUCAGCAGUGCACAGUUGGGGAUAUCGUGCUUCUCAAAGCUCUACCUGUCGCGCGAACGAAGCACGUGAAACAUGAACUGGCUGAGAUCGUUUUCAAAGUUGGACAAGUCAUAGAUCCGGUGACCGGAAAGCCCUGUGCAGGAACUACCUACCUAGAGAGUCCGGUCAGUUUGGAAACCGCCCACCUAACCAAAAACCUGGGGGAACUCGAUCUCUCUUCAGCACAGUGAAGGAGGCUUGGAGGAUUGGAAGAUGGAGACAAAGGGAAAGAUGUAUCAGUUUGCUUUAUGAAAAAAAUUUUCUAAGUUUCAUCAUAAACCGUCCAAUUUCUCUUCUGGUAUUUAUGAAAUAGCUAAAAGUGAAUGAAGUAAAGACCUUGUUAUAAUGUUUCAUAAAGGUUUAUGGUCAUGUUUCAAAUUUCCUUCUCAGUGAACAUACUUUCCUGUUCACUAAGUGUACAUUGUUUUGUAAGCUAACUAUUUUAGAAGGUGUAUUUUUUUUCUUUUUUUAUUCAAAGGAAUCUUGAAUUUAUCUUAGAACCUUUAUUUUGGGAGAAGAAAACCUUUUGAUAUCAUACACAGAUAAGAGCACGUUAACUGAACAUUUAUUUUGGAUGGUUUACAUUCAAAAUUAAUUUAAUUUUUUUCUCUGAUUUAACCAAUUCCAAAUGGAAAUAAUUAACAUGUUUGGGUCAGACUUUAUCAGAUUAAAGUCUGUAUUAAUAAGAAUGUUGACAUAUAGAAAAUAAAACUUAAAAAUUC